GUGAACUACCUAAUGAUCUAAAAUAUUUAGAACCUGAACCAUUACUAAAAACUGAAGGAUUGUCAUGGCAAUUUCAAAAAUCUGAUGAAUUGAUGAGCACAUUUAAAGAUGCAUUAUUAAAUCAUUAUGAAAAUUUUAUAUCAGGAAGAAUCGAUAAAACAUUAAUACCAAUUUAUCUAAUUUUAGCUGGUUCAGGCACAGGUAAAUCCAGAAUAGCAACAGAACUACCACAACUUGCAAAAGAUUGUGCUGUCAAUCAUUCAGAAUUACAAGAACGAUUGAAAAGUGCAUUAGUUUUUAAUAUUUCUUUUGAGAAUGGCACAGCAUUAGAUACAAAUAAUGAAAGAGAUCCUGAUAUAGCAAUAGGAAGUAGGAUGUUAUUUCAACUUUUACCUAAUUGGCAUAAUAAUUGGAGUAAAUUUAAAAAAAUAUACAAAAUCACACCAGUUGAAAUAUUAGAAAAAGUUGCAGAGAAUCUUGAUAAAAAACUUGAGGAUUUAGCAAUAUUUAUUACCAUAGAUGGCAUGCAAGCAGCUGAGACAAGAGAUGGUGAUGGGUUAAAUAAAACAUCCCUAUUAUAUUCUUAUCUUACUACAAUUUCAAAUCUAGCACGAUCAAAACUUUUUAUCAUUGGCACUUGUACAGCAACCACUCAUCGUCCUAUUGAACAAUAUCUAGCUAGUUCUACUCAAAAACGAGUUUUCCUUCCUAUUGUUUCUUUGUCACCUCCAACAUAUUUAAUCAAUAAGAUACCUCAAAAAGUUUUUCCAGAUCAUCCUAUUAUUAAUAUGCUUGUUGAUGACAUGGGUGGACAUGGACGUGCUUUAGAAGUAUUACAAAAUUCACUACAUAACAGAGACAUUGACAAUUGUAAUUUUUCAGAUUUGGUGAAUAAUAUAUGUACACAGCUAGAGGAUCGUUACAAUUACUGGUUAACUAAAGCAAAUGAAUUUAAGCCUCUCCUUCGUGUUAUUUUAGCACAUCAGAUAAUAGAAUUGGAUCAUCCCAUUCCUGGUACAGUUUUUUUUCCAGAAGAUUAUACCCGUUUGGGUUUAGUUAAAUUUGAGGGAUUGGUAGAUGGUAAAAGUCGUAGAGGAUAUUUGACUUGCCCUUAUAUUUGGCUUUGGAUGAUAGCUCACUUCACAAAUGAUCCUAUUUUAAAAGAUUGGGACUUCAAUUACAUUCAAGAAACACAGCAUAUGGAAAAUACCUCACUUCCUCCAGGAUUACAAUAUUGGCAACACUUUGAACAUUUUGUUGCACAUAUUCGAGUUCUCAAGUCUCACAUAUUUGAUAACAAUGAAUGGAUUUCAUUAGGAAAACUUUAUAAUGGUGCAAGACAUUCAUUUGGUGAUACUGGGAUUCACAAUCAACAUUUACAGUUGGAAAUGGCAAAGGAAUGGAUGUCAACACAAUCAAGCCAGUGGCAAAAUGUACAGUGUGAGAAUAACAUAAUUGAAAUCAAUGACUAUUACAAAUAUUGUAUAAUAAAUGCACCUAAUGCACCAGCUGGUGAUUUUGUUUGUGGGAUACGUACCAAUAAAGAUAAAACAGAUAAGUAUGUGAGUGAGGUUCAUCAAUGUAAGUUGUUGAAGGAAGGUUCAGUUAACCAGAAAAACUAUAUGGAAGAGCAUGAAAAGGCAGCAGUUGAUGAUGAUGUAUUUAUAUUGUACACUUGUGGAGAAUCUAAGGUUGAUCUUCCAAAGUUAUCAGCCAUAGUUGAUAAAGACUGCUGGAAUGCUUAUUUUGGGGUUUUUUCUGGACGAACAUUUAUGUAUGCAAGAAUGGAUCCUCCAAAUUUAAAUACUGCUACCACCACUCAACUUACUGGUAUGAAAGGAAUAGGAAAUGAGUAUUCUCGAAGAAUAUUAGGCAAACGCCCAUUUAGAGAUUUAGAUGACUGUGAAUCUAGAACAAAAAUCCCCCGGACAUUACUUGAACAGUUUCAGUUAAAGUAA
Entrophospora candida is the source of this 1958-nucleotide messenger RNA. The record is from the annotation of a GenBank genome assembly. Lineage: Eukaryota; Fungi; Glomeromycota; Glomeromycetes; Entrophosporales; Entrophosporaceae.